Messenger RNA from Phaeoacremonium minimum UCRPA7, 639 nucleotides. RefSeq names its product putative transcriptional co-activator protein. Bases 1 to 639 code for a protein of 212 amino acids. Gene Ontology annotation, cellular component: SAGA complex. The record is from RefSeq and is a predicted model, not a curated record. The transcript has 3 exons. NCBI's taxonomy places the organism in Eukaryota, Fungi, Ascomycota, Sordariomycetes, Togniniales, Togniniaceae. Gene Ontology annotation, molecular function: transcription coactivator activity. Gene Ontology annotation, biological process: regulation of transcription by RNA polymerase II.
AUGCCCGACAUCAACCCCGCUGACCUAAGCCGGCCGGCCAUCAGUCUCUCAACUCCCAUUCUAUCAACAAAAUCCAUCACCGUCUCCGGCCCGGCGUUACAGAAAGCUCCCAAAACCUCCCAGAUCAUCCCCGCCCGAAUUGACCUCGAACCUAUCUAUACCGCUCUCAAGGCCGCCAUUGGCGCAGAGCAAUGGGCUGCUUACAAGGAGGCGACUACCCAGUUCUUUCUUGGCCGUCUUAAUCAAGCCGAGUUUUCAGAACGUAUUGAUCCCAUUAUCACAUCUCCGAAUGGCGAAAGAGAGCACUUGCACAACCAGCUUAUUUCGGCGAUAUAUGGCAAUGUUACCCGAGAGAUGCCCGAUCAGGGCUUGGCCCCCUGGGUCAGUGCCAACGACAAGCCCUCAAGUGGAACCGGCAGCAAGCCCAUAUCUGGGGAUGCCGCCGAGCGAAGGUUGAAGGGAGAUGUAAUGCAAUUGCCUAGCCGGGAUCGGAGGCGCAUCAAAGAUCUCGUUCAGAACGAUUUUGACCCAUACGAGUCGCUCGCCAAUGUCUUCUCAGAGCAUCACAAGGCGAAACCUGCUAGGGUCACGGCGGAUGUACCACCAAGCGCAGGUGGCCUAAACAGAAUGAGUAUGUAA